UUGCUCAAAUUUCUUCCUAGGUCAGUUCUUUUGAACCAUAUGGCCAGAGACCAUGCUUUCAACAUUGGGUUGCCAGACAACAUUGUAAACUGCAAUGAAUUUCUAUGUACAUUACAGAAAAGACUUGACAACUUGCAGUGCUUAUACUGUGAGAAGACCUUUCGGGACAAAAAUACACUUAAGGAUCACAUGAGAAAAAAACAGCAUCGUCGGAUCAACCCUAAGAACAGAGACUAUGACCGAUUUUAUGUCAUCAAUUACUUGGAACUUGGAAAAUCCUGGGAAGAAAUUCAAUUGGAAGAUGAUCGGGAGUUGCUCGAUCAGCAGGAAGAUGACUGGUCUGAUUGGGAAGAACACCCUGUCUCUGCUGUCUGCCUUUUUUGUGAAAAGCAAGAAGAAACAAUGGAGAAAUUAUGUGUGCACAUGGAGGAUGCACACGAAUUUGAUCUCCUCAAAAUAAAGUCAGAACUUGAAUUAAAUUUCUAUCAGCAAGUAAAGCUGGUCAAUUUCAUUCGAAGGCAGAUUCACCAAUGUAGAUGUUAUGGCUGCCAUGUGAAGUUCAAAUCCAAAAGAGACUUAAGGAUUCACAUGGAAGAAGCCAAACAUACAUCGCUGCUUCCUGAAAGACAAACUUGGGAUCAGCCACAGUAUUAUUUUCCAACCUAUGAAAAUGACACUCUCCUGUGUACCCUGUCUGAUAGUGAAAGUGAUCUGACAGCACAGGAACAAAAUGGAAAUAUUGCCAUCAUCAGUGAAGACACAUCUAAACUGUGUGCUUUGAAACAAAGCAGUAUUUUGAAUCGGUUGCUUCUACAUGAGCGCUUAAAAAACUAGAAGGAACUGACACAGAACCAACUUUCCUCGCUUUUCUCCUCUAAGGCAGACAUGAAGUAUAGUUUAAAUCUGAACAUCAGCAAAGUCCUUGGUGCAGUGAACUUUUUCAAAAAAUGAAUGUUAUU
Talpa occidentalis (Iberian mole) is the source of this 959-nucleotide messenger RNA. Its product is annotated as zinc finger protein 277-like. The record is from RefSeq and is a predicted model, not a curated record. Lineage: Eukaryota; Metazoa; Chordata; Mammalia; Eulipotyphla; Talpidae. The transcript is spliced from 7 exons. The annotation marks the transcript as partial.